Messenger RNA from Cryptotermes secundus, 4666 nucleotides. Its product is annotated as protein angel homolog 2. Gene Ontology annotation, molecular function: 3'-5'-RNA exonuclease activity. The record is from RefSeq and is a predicted model, not a curated record. Bases 261 to 2285 code for a protein of 674 amino acids. The transcript is spliced from 10 exons. Lineage: Eukaryota; Metazoa; Arthropoda; Insecta; Blattodea; Kalotermitidae.
UGGUUGCAAAUAAUUUGUCUCUUGGAAGUACGCGGCAUUUGUUCCAAAAAUUUUACGUGAAUGCUCGUACUGGUACAAUAAUGAUACCAAAUAAUCUAUCUAUGUGAAAAAGUUUAUUCUUACAAUGUGUGAGAAUGUGAAAUGUGGAGGUUAAGUAAGGUUUGUGAAAUUUCAUGCAAUUACUGAAUAGGUGACCCUUGUUGCUGAUUACUGUACCAUGUUUCGUUCUCAUUAGACUGAGCUGAUAUCUCUUUGGGGGAAUGUUCAGAUUCCAUACCACUUUACAGUCUGUUUUUGACAUAUUAUGUUCUACAAAGAAAAUAAUUUAUGAUAUUUCAGAAUUCCUUCCUUGUAACGUGAGAAAUGCAGCUCAUUUGUCCAGCUCAUUAAUCAAGUCGCAUCUUCCGAACCCUUCAUCUGAUACAUUACAAAAUGAAAAUGUGAUAAUGCCAAAAACAAAGAGAAGAAAGGUGAAUUGGAACAAAUUAUUUAAGAAGAUUAAUUCUGAAAGAAAGAAGCAAAGAACCGAGAACAGUCCAGAUUGCCUUAAACCUGAAGCAUCGUGCUCUGUACCAGAGUCUGCAGGAAGCAAGGACUCAGGCAUAGACAUUGUGUUUGACUCUAAAAUUGAAAAGAAUAAAGAGCCAGUACUGAUAACUGUUGCCAGUGAUGAGAAUAAAGACACAGUAAGCAAUAUGGCUGCCUCUAACAGUUUAGUAUGUGAUAGUGCUGUGCAGCAUAACCAAGGCAGCUGGUAUUGCAGUGUUGCCAAUUGGGCAGGUGGUAGCACUUGUUAUGCAGACAUUCAGGGUAGUUACUCUUCAAAACUAGUCUUUCAGAAUGAGCCAGACAACCUUAACAGUGUGCAGUCAGGUGAUGGACAAUUGGAAAGUGCCGCUGGUUCCUCAAGGCAAGCAGGUUUGUCAGAAAGAAAUCGAUUGAAGGAAAAGAGACAAUGGCAGUACACACAGUUUGGAUCAACUCUGCGAGCAAGUGCAGCAGAUGCCACUCCAUACCAGCUUCUCUUCACAAUCAUGUCUUACAACAUUCUCGCCCAGGAGCUUCUAGAGAGCCAUCAGUACCUGUACCAGUGGCAUGAACCAUCUGCACUGAAGUGGAGGCACCGUAAGCAGAUCUUACUUAGCGAGAUCCAGGAAGCUAAUGCUGAUAUUUUGUGCCUUCAAGAGGUACAAGCGAACCAGUUACGUACACUUUCCCAUAAGCUUACGGGUUUAGGCUAUAAAGGCAUUUAUAAACGGCGAACUGGAAACAACAUUGAUGGUGUUGCCAUUUACUAUAAAACAGAUGUGUUUCAACUGGCAGACCACACAUCUGUUGAAUACUUUCAACCUGGCAUUGAUGUUCUUGAUCGUCACAAUGUGGGUUUAAUAGCCAAGCUAGCCAUGAAAGCAAACCCUAGGAAACACUUGGUCGUAGCGACAACUCAUUUGCUGUUCAAUAGAAAUCGUCAUGACGUCAAGCUGGCACAGACCAUGAUGCUGCUUGCAGAAGUGGAGAGGUUUGCAUUUGAAAGCUUCAGGUCUGGAAUUCCCACAUACUGGCCUGUGAUAAUCACUGGUGAUAUGAACUUUCAGCCCUAUACAGGCGUAUAUCGACUGUUGACAGAGGGGAUGUUCCGGUAUGAAGGACUUUCCAAUAGAACCCUCACCUAUGACUUUCGUGGAUGGACCCUGAAUAAAAUAAUUCUUCCCAGGAGUCUGAAUAUAUUGGACACUUGUCAGCACUGGGGGAUUCUCACUAAGCGUCAAGUAGAGCAACUGAGUCACAAGGCUGAACUGAAGUUCUUGAAGAUUUAUAAUACGGAUCACCAGAAGAUCAUAAAGAAGCUAAAAAAAAAACAAAUGAAAAGUGAAAAACACAAGUCCUCUGAAGGCCUCGUGCAGGAUGCUAGUAUGUCCGGACUUGGCAACAACUCUGUAACAUUUCAGCCCAACACUAUUCCUCCAUUGCCUGAAGCUGGGUAUGGAACUGGUCAGGUAACACACAAUCUGAACCUUCAGUCUGUGUAUAAGCAUGGGGAGAUGGGCAAUUAUCAUGAGUCUGAGGUCACCACAAACCAAGAAGGCUGGGUAACUGUAGACUACAUAUUUUACAGCUGCAUUAAGAACGAGACGGAUGACAAGAUGAUUGAAGGGGACCUGAAGCUCGUGUCAAGGUACAGGCUGCUUACUGCAUCUGAGGCUGCUUCAUUUGGUCCCAUCCCAAACAGUGCCUCAGCAUCAGAUCACUAUCCCCUGCUUGCAACGUUCUUCCACACGUUUUGAGUAUCAAUACCUUGACAGAGAAUAGUGGCAAGGAAUGUUUUAUGAUUCACCUGCAGAGUUUUAGUGAUAAGAUAGUGUUCAGUGGGUAACGUUAUGAGUAUUAAGAUUGUUAGUUUAAUAAUUUUGGAUAUCCGAUCUGUUUGUAAAAAUAAAUUAUUAUAGUUAUUUACUUUAUCUUGAAACCAUUCUCGCAAUUUAAUAUGUUGUUAAAUAUGAGGAAGUAUGCAGCUGGAUCAUAUGAUCUCUCACCACUUAAGGAAGCUGCACCAACGGAAGGUAGAUUCAGUGAUACAGUAGGGUACCAGGUGCUCCUUGUUUUUAUGACAUGAUGAGUUGCUGGAAUUCCAUGGACUCAGUGUUAUACUAUAUUUGUCUGAAUAUAAGCAGUACAUUUUCCCCUCACAAUUGACAUUUUUAUAAUUAGGGUGCAGCUUAUAAGUGUUUCUUAAAGAAGAAACAUUACUGGAUUGUCUGCAUAUGGUGUUGGUGAAGAAGUGAAGGUGUUGAACUGUUCAGUGGUGGUAAGAUGAGUGUUCAGGUGUUGAGCUGUACAGUUGUGUUAAGACAUGUGUUCCUUGUAACUUCUUAUAAUGAGAGAAAUGAGAAAUAAUGUUGAAAAAAAAUUAUAAGUGCAUACAUUUGAUUCUUUCAGGACCAUAUAACUUUUGGGGUGUGUUGUUUUUUGAAAGUGACUUAUAUUCAGGCAAAUACCUUAUGUUUCAGUCUGUAGACUGGGAACCCUAUUGUUCACAAAUAGAAGCUAAAAAUACUGUUUUGUUUCCCAGUAUGCAAUUGAUUUGUUAUGUUUCCUUAUAGCAGCCGUAUUUAACAGGUAACAGUUCCACACAAAAAUUAUUUAAUAUGACAUAAGCUGCACAUCCACGCUGCUAUCAGAAAUUGACUUGAGUUGGUGAAUGUUGAGUUCCUGCCUGUUCAGUCAUUUUCUUCUGUAUCAGUCAUGUUCGAGGAGGCUUCAUAAAGCAGUUCAUCAUUGCCUUAUACAAAGAUCAUAAAUUGGAGACUGCCUGUAUCCUCUUUUUCUUGAAAUGUAUUCCUCCCUUGUGGUUUUGUGUAUGUCAGUAAGUGAGAAAAUUGUACUCCUGGAUAGUAAGCAGGAGCAAGCAAAUACAAUUAUACAUUUAAACACUUUCAGUUAAAGAAACUCUGAUUCUGAUUACAGGGUUAACAGCUGUAAUUUGGUCAACACUAUUUCAUGUACUGACAGUUAAUUAUUGUAGGGUUCUGCUCAGUAGGUAAAGUUUGCAAACAGUACUUUCCAUGAUCAUCAUGUGUUGCAUGGUACACAGACCUAAAGAGACCACAGGAUGGUGUUGCACUUUAAUUAGUAAGGCUGGUAGACUAAAUGGGCACCACUGUGAGCACUGGUAUUUCAUGCUAAUUAAUAUGCAGUUAUCCAGAAUUUGGUUUUGUCUGUUAUCAUUUAGUUUCAGGGUGACUGUACAUAAAUUAUAGUGGAAAUUAUUUGAGGCUCAGCUCUCACAUCCAAUCAAAAUGGAAACUUGUUGACCAGAUUGCAGAACUUCUAUAGGAGAAUGCCACUAGAAUGAAGUUAUUUUUGUCAGAUAUGUAUAGAAUCACAGAGUAGGUUUAACCAGUAUCCCUCAGAUAAAACAUCUGUGAGAUCCAAGGUUCUGAUGUGGUGACUGUGAACCAUAUUGACUUCUGGCAUGUAGUGCUAAUGUAGUUUGGUAGAUAUGUACCAUAAUUUCAGAGGAACUUUUAGUCUCCAUCAUAAAGUACAGUCUGCCACAUGUUACAUGGUGUGACAUACGACAAGAUGGGAUUCUUCUAAACUAUGCAUGCCUUUAUCCACAGGUAAAAUUAUGAAGAGCCCCUCUUCUUUGGCCACAGCUACUUAAACUAUAUAUAAAUAUUUAUACAUAAUCACAUGUCAUCAACAGGCACCAGAGACAGCUUCUUAGGUACAUCGUGGAAGUUAUGACAUGAUCUAUACAAGAAAUUUAUAGACAGGGAGGAAUAAUAUUUCAUAUGGUGAGAAUAAGCAGUAACUGGUGAUGAAAAGUUUUAUGCGAGCUCCAGAAGCAUUAAUUAAAAGAUUAUAUUGUUUAAAAUGUUCAAAUUGGUUGCUAGAAGUUUCUGGACCCUCUAUUUUUGUGACAGGUUUUGUACCAUCACUAUUCUCAUGUAUUAGUUGAAUUAGCUGAUUUCAGUAGAGGCAGUCCUAGUCUUGUAUGUCCAUGAGUUAUUGAUGUUUUUUUAUUUGCUGUCAUCCCCCCCCCAUGUGUAUGUGUGUGUGUGUGUAAUGGCGAUCCUGGAAAAUAAAUUUCAGUUUAAUUUUGGAAGAAACAUUGCUAACCUCUCUUUCUGCCAUAUUAAUAAAGAAGCUGUUAUGUAUUGUA